Molecule: messenger RNA, 3759 nt
Organism: Anopheles gambiae (African malaria mosquito)
Lineage: Eukaryota; Metazoa; Arthropoda; Insecta; Diptera; Culicidae
Gene: Ets65A
Product: DNA-binding protein D-ETS-3
Exons: 8
Coding region: 178-1593 (471 amino acids)
Biological process (GO): cell differentiation; regulation of transcription by RNA polymerase II
Cellular component (GO): nucleus
Molecular function (GO): sequence-specific DNA binding; DNA-binding transcription factor activity, RNA polymerase II-specific
Source: RefSeq, a predicted model, not a curated record
GUUUAUGUGAACAGAACGCCGGUACGCGUUGGUUUGAAGAAAUCAAGCAGUUAACUUCGUUUUAGGAUAUUUGUGAAACAUAGUUUGAUAUUUGUAGUGAACAAAUAUGUGCUUAAAAAGAACGUUAACAAUAACAUUCAAAAUUCAUCUUAAAGAAUUACAGAGCUGUUAAGAAAAAUGAGGGUCAAACGAAAGUACGGCAGCAAAAUGUACGAAAGCUCCUGCUCCUACCAGACGGCACUGGAUCUGAAGCGCGGCGCUUCGCCCCUCGUAACGCACCAGGUAAAGUCGGAAGACUGUCUUGGCCUGACGCAGUGCACUGAUUGGGGCACGUACCGGUUCCAUCAGUCAACGUUCGAGCAACUCAAGCAGAGUGUGGAGAAAGCGAAGGCAGCGCUGCAGGAUCGGACGUCCUUUCUUGGAAGCUCCAGUGCAUUUAGUGAUAUUUACUCUUCACCACGGCUGACAGAAUCGCUCGAGAACGUUAUCUCACAUAGCACCGGUACUAACAGCAGCAGCGGUACGGGCAGCACUAACCCUGUCUCCAAUGGCAACGCAAACGCUGAAGCUAACGCCAGCAACGGUAACGCUGCCAGUAACGGCACUAACGCUGGCAGUGUACUAAACGUCAGCGGUAGCGGUAGUGCCGCUGGCAGUGCGGGAAACGGCACAAACUCUAGUGCUGGGAGCGGUGGUGGAGGAGGAGGUAGCGGUGGAACGUCUGGAAGUAGUGCGGGUGGUGGUGGUGCGAGUAGUAUCAGCGUUAUAAAUGCGACGUCGCUCGUGUCACCCUCGAAUCUGCUCGGUAACGGGCUGUCAAGUCAGCGUCAUCGGAGUGAUCUGCUCGGUGCGGCAAAUCUUAACCUGGUGUCCUCAACCCAAUCACCUACGACGACCUCGACCCCGUCAUCCAUUCUGUCGCAGAAUCUGGAGUCACCGGUGGACGUGAAAUCACGGCAAGACUCUUCGUACAAAUCAUCAUGGGGCUCACACAGCUCGUCCCAGAGUCAAGAUCCAUAUCAGAUGUUCGGUCCCACCAGCAGUCGAUUAGCGAGCUCGGGUUCUGGACAGAUACAGCUAUGGCAGUUUCUGCUCGAGCUGCUCAGCGAUUCUACCAACGCCACCUGCAUCACCUGGGAGGGUACGAACGGCGAGUUCAAGCUGACCGAUCCGGACGAGGUGGCCAGACGCUGGGGUGAGCGAAAGUCAAAACCGAACAUGAACUACGACAAGCUCAGCCGAGCACUAAGAUAUUACUACGAUAAGAACAUUAUGACGAAGGUGCACGGCAAGCGUUACGCCUACAAGUUCGACUUCCAGGGGUUGGCCGCCGCGACCCAGCCCCAGACGGAUCCGACCUACAAGUACCAGAGCGACCUGUUCAUGUCGCCGUACCAUCACGGGGCCAAGCUGAGCUCGUUCAUGAGCCCCCACCACAGCAUGACGUCAUCUUCCGCCUCCAUCUUCCCGUCGGCCGCCAGCUGGGGUAACUGGGGCAGCCCGGCCACGAACCUGUAUCCCUCCCACACGAUGAGCCACGUGACGCCGUCGCACGUCGCGCCCCAUCUGGGCUCGUAUCCGCACUACGCAUGACCAACGCCCACGACCACGUCCUCCAGCCACCAUCACCACCAUCACGCCCAGGUCGACAACUUCGACCUGUACAAGAAGCUGACACCGUACGAAUAAUAGCAUCCGCUAAUCCCGCAACAGCAGCACCAGCCACACCAUCACUCGCACCAGCAGCAGCAGCAGCAGCAGCCGCAUCACCAUCAUCAACAUCAUCAGCAACAUCCACUGCAUCCACAUCAUCAUCCGGAGCUGUUCUAUCAGCACGAGCUGACCGGAUAUCCUCGGAAGCAGAUAGCGGGUGGCUCGCUGGCCUCACCGGCAACAGCCGAGGUGCAGCAGCUGUUGCGGCGGACGGUAACGAUGCGGCCAGAUGACGAUGGUGACCCCGGUGGCCAGGUGGGCGUGUUUCGUGGCCCAACAGCAACCGCAGCGACAGCAACCAGUGACCCUACCGGGACGACUACUAGCAACGGUACGGCCACUACUACUCUCGCCACUAUCACUACUACCCAGUUAGAUAAAUGUAUUUUAGACUAUCUAAGAAAUGUCUCAACUUUUAAAUGAACCUCCAUCGGGGAGACUCCUUCGACCCAGCAGCGAUGGGUGGGUGUAUUUUUAAAAAAAGGAAAGGAUGAAACCAAACCACAACCGAACCGAUCAGUGUAUAAUUAGCAAUAUAUCUUGUUGUAAUGUGAACUGCUGCUGGACGAGCGCAAACUUUCCCUCCCUGCCAUGCGGUGGGGGGUUUGAGCUUCCUGUCACAAAGCGAAAGCACACACGCCAUACACAUAUAAACGUUAAAUAGAUAAAGCUAAAAGGGAGGACGCGCCCAACGCAAAAUCGCCCACUAAAUCACGAUGUACAGCAGCAGUAAUCUAGUCACGGCGUGCGGCUGAUUGUGUGCCGUCGGUUACCUUCGUCCGCGGGUUGCGCAGUAUUUAAGAAACGAAAUUUUCGAAACCCUCCCCCGUCUCCUUCCCUGUAUAGUAUUAAGGGUUAGCCAUUGUUUUGCUAAAAAAGUCAUUGUGCGAGCAAGACGGAGAAGACGAACGUACCACUUCUCGCAAAACCGUUCCCACCAGAAACCGUGAACCAUUAUUAAACAACAAAAAAACGUUCCAAAGCAAUCCAAAGAGGUAGAGAGGGAGGCGUUUUUUGCGGAAGCUCUUUUUCCCUUUUUAUCUCGUUUCUGUUGUUUUGUCAUAUUGUUGUACAUAUGCAUUAUUCGAUCGAUAGCGUAUUGUAAGUGCUUUAGUUUUGAUUGAAUCAACUUAUUUAAGCUCCUCCGGGUUGGAAGGAGAUCGAGAACAACAGUGAACAACAGGAUCGAACUAACAAGCAUCUAGUCUGUCUGUCUGUCGGUGCAAUCGUUUGCCGGAGUGAGUUGAGUAUGGAUUAAACGAAAUGAUGAGAAUGUAUUAAAAUUUAAGAAAAAACAAAGCAGAAAACAUAAAUUGUGAAAACUAUCUCUUUUGAUAAUAAUUUGCUACCAAAUAGAAACAAACCAGGAAACAAAUCAACUAUCAGAACAAUGUAUCAAACAACUCACACACAAAACUAUUGAAAAGACAAAAACAAACCAAAAAAGACACAUAAAACAACACCCGGCAAACGAAGCGUGGAAGCGGCGCAAAAACAAAAGCAAAUAUUUAUACAUAUAAAGACUGUGAUAGUUAACGACACUUGUUAAAAAAAAAGUUUUGUUCUUGCAAACAAUUUUUACUCGAGCGAACGAAACCACGGAGCUGCGUGAGGUAAAACUAGGGGAGAUGGUAACAGGAGCAACUCAAGAAUGCGAGGGUAAUAUAAUAAAAGGAAACUUUCCUACUCCUACGAUACGAUCAAGAUUCGUUUCCGUUUUACCCGUUUUGUUUUGAGUACUUUAAACUUUACGUUUUAAAUGGAACAAAAUUCUUAUAGUAAGUAAACAAUACUAGAGCAUGUAUAAGCGCAACGUAUCCUUACGGAUCAUUCCACUCAGCAAAGAGUAAAGAGUAUUUAUAUAUGUAUGUAUGUUGUAAGUGUAAAUAAUCUGUGUACCGUAACUUAUCGAUGUGUACCAUAUAUUUGAGCCUAGUCAACGGGGGAAGUAAGAAGGGUAGUAAAGGAAAAACACAGAAAGCAAAUCCAAAAACAGAGUGUAUUAUGGAACGGUCAAGGAUAUGGGAGAGUCUUACAUUCCUCCCC